AUUUUGAUGGGAGAAAUUACCGUAUACAAGUACAGUUAUACAGUAAGUAUUGUUUUAAUUUGUUGGGUUUUGAGUUGUUGUCCUCAGGCAAUGAAUAGUUUAAGUGUAAAGUAUUCAUGCUUAAUUCUGGGAACAUGUUCCUAAAAAUAAAUGCUACUUAUUUGCAUCUGCACAUUCUCAAAUUUCUUCAUUUCCCGUCUUUAUGUAAGUGCCAAUAUUCUCAAUUCUCAGUUGUCGGCUCCCCCUUCAAAACGCCUUUGGUCUGCAUUCUAAGCAUUUGUUCAUGAACAUUUUGAACUCGGUUGGCCAAAGUUAUUUUCACUUUUUUUCUUUUCAAAUUUCACAAUGAAAUAUGUUCUUUUUAAGUGAAAUGAUCCACAGUAUCCAGUUCAACAUUCAAAAACACACUGUAUGGCCUUUGUUUCUAUCUCAAAGCAGUGGUAAAAUGAUUGUUCAUCCGACGUCUAGAUCUGUCAUGGUUAAUAUUUGUGGGAGAAGUCCAAGAAGAUAAAGGGUCAGAAUGUGGAUACCUACUUUUUUAUUAGCCUAUAUUUUAGUCUUCCUUUUGCAGUUAUGGAUGUAGUAAGGUUAAGUUUACUAUAAUUGAUGCAUUUAUUAGGUGCUGCACUACAUUCCUAAAUUUGUUAAGCUGGUAACAUUUGGUUUCAAAGUAAAAUUGGGUUUUCAGUAGAAUUAAAGGUGAAAAGCCCAAGAAUACGAAAAGGAAGUAGCUUUUUACACGUUUUCAGUAGAUAGGCGUUGGAAUCGUGAGCAAAAUGGAAGAGCAGAAGAGAAGGGUGGGUCCAUGUUCUCAUCACGUGCUGCUGCCUCUCCUUAGAUAGAUGAUUAGCGUUACUAUUAUAUAGCCUUGUUCACUAUCCAUCUACCCAACACCCAUUUUUUCUCUUUCUCUGCUUUUGAGACUAUAAUAAUUUCUGGAUUAUCAAAUGAUUAAGAAAUUAUACUUCAAGUGAAGAUAGAUAUCUUAUCUCUUUGUCAGCAUCCAGCAAUUUAGUUCAGCAAGCCUCCGAGGAGAAUGGAUAUCCAUUAUGGCAAGUGUUGGGACACUUCAAAGAAGUCUUGGAAGAGUACACUGAUUCUGGCAUACCAGAGUCUUGGGGUAGUGUAUGGCGAUCUCAGUAUUUCCCCGCUCUAUGUCUACAAAAGCACAUUUGCAGAAGACAUUCAUCAUUCGGAGACCAAUGAAGAGAUUUUUGGCGUUCUUUCUUUCGUUUUUUGGACUUUAACUCUAGUUCCUCUAUUCAAAUAUGUCUUUAUUGUGCUUCGAGCUGAUGACAAUGGAGAGGGUGGUACUUUUGCCUUAUAUUCCUUAAUAUGCAGGCAUGCCAAAGUUAGCCUUCUGCCUAACAGACAAGUUGCCGAUGAAGCUCUUUCUACCUACAAACUUGAGCACCAUCCUGAGACGAAGAACAGCUCAAGGUUGAAGUUGCUUCUUGAAAAGCACAAGUCCUUACACACUGCUUUGCUGAUCUUGGUGCUUCUUGGCACUUGUAUGGUGAUUGGAGAUGGACUGCUUACUCCAGCCAUAUCUGUAUUCUCUGCGGUUUCUGGCCUUGAAUUAUCGAUGUCUCGGGAACACCAUCAAUAUGCAGUGAUUCCAAUAACUUGCUUCAUAUUAGUCUGCCUAUUCGCAUUACAACAUUAUGGCACACAUCGAGUUGGUUUUUGUUUUGCUCCAAUUGUGAUGACCUGGCUACUCUGCAUUAGUGCUCUUGGGUUAUACAACAUUAUCCACUGGAAUCCACAGGUUUAUAAAGCUCUUUCCCCCUAUUACAUGAUAAAGUUCCUGAAGAAAACAAGAAAAGGAGGAUGGAUGUCUUUGGGUGGAAUUCUGCUCUGCAUUACUGGUUCUGAAGCAAUGUUUGCUGAUCUUGGGCACUUCUCGCAUACUGCAAUUCAAAUUGCAUUCACCUUUCUGGUUUAUCCAGCACUAAUUUUGGCGUAUAUGGGUCAAGCAGCUUUCUUAUCGAGGCAUCACCACACCAUUCACAAGAUUGGUUUCUAUGUAUCAGUUCCAGAUUGUGUGAGAUGGCCAGUGCUAGUAAUAGCAAUUCUGGCUUCUGUUGUGGGAAGUCAGGCAAUCAUCAGCGGAACAUUCUCAAUUAUCAACCAGAGUCAAUCCCUUGGUUGCUUCCCAAGAGUCAAGGUGGUUCACACCAAUGCCAAAAUACAUGGCCAGAUAUACAUUCCCGAGAUCAAUUGGAUACUCAUGAUUCUCUGUGUUGCUGUGACUAUUGGAUUCAGAGACACAAAGCACAUGGGAAAUGCGUCAGGACUAGCAGUGAUGGCGGUGAUGCUAGUGACCACUUGCCUUACUUCAUUAGUUAUCAUCCUCUGCUGGAACAAACCUCCAAUACUGGCCCUUGGAUUUCUCCUUCUGUUUGGUUCUAUUGAGUUACUCUACUUCUCAGCCUCUGUCAUUAAGUUUCUUGAGGGCGCUUGGCUUCCAAUCCUGCUUGCACUCUUUUUGGUUACUGUCAUGUUUGUUUGGCACUACGCCACAGUUAAAAAGUAUGAAUAUGAUCUCCACAAUAAGGUUUCGUUGGAAUGGCUGCUGGCACUAGGUCCAAGCUUGGGUAUUACUCGAGUCCCUGGCAUCGGCCUCGUAUUCACUGAUUUGACUUCUGGGAUUCCAGCAAACUUCUCACGUUUUGUUACCAACCUCCCUGCCUACCACCGGAUACUCGUUUUUGUGUGUGUGAAAUCCGUGCCUGUCCCUUUUGUUCCCCCAGCUGAGAGAUACCUCGUAGGCCGUGUUGGUCCUGCAGCUCAUCGUUCCUAUAGAUGCAUUGUCCGUUAUGGUUACCGUGACGUUCACCAAGAUGUCGACUCCUUUGAAUCCGAACUUGUCAGUAGGCUGGCUGAUUUCAUCCGGUAUGAUUGGUACAAGGCACAUGGCAUCAUCGACACGUGCAACGAAGAUGACUGCUCACGGUCUGGUGCAUCAUCGGGAGAAUGUAGACUGACAGUUAUAGGAACUCUGGAUUUGUCAGGUACACCAGCUUUCGAGCUCGAAGAAAAUAUGCAGCCUGCAAGCGUGUCUGUCGGGUUCCCUACAGUUGAAAGUGUGACGGAUGUGAUAGAGAUGCAACCUGUGGAAAGAAGAGUGAGAUUUGCUAUAGAUGACGAGUCGGAAGUGGAUUUAAGGGGGGAAAUGGAUUCUCAGCUACAGGAAGAGCUAGAAGAUUUGUAUGCAGCACAACAAGCAGGGACAGCAUUCGUACUAGGACAUUCACACGUGAAAGCAAAACAAGGAUCAUCUGUGUUGAAGAGGUUGGCUAUAAAUUAUGGUUAUAAUUUCCUUAGGAGGAAUUGCAGGGGUGCAGAUGUAUCCCUCAAGGUUCCUCCAGCAUCCCUUCUUGAAGUUGGCAUGGUCUACAUUGUUUAAGUCAUCUCACUCUACUCGUAUAGCAAUGUAUCUUAUUAGGACCUUUUUAUUUAGAGGGGUAAAAUGUAAUUAUGCAGAUUGCUGAAGUUUUAUCAUUUGAUCUCUUAUCUAUUCAUUCUCGAAAUAGAAUAA
Solanum dulcamara is the source of this 3541-nucleotide messenger RNA. Its product is annotated as potassium transporter 2. The transcript is spliced from 10 exons. The record is from RefSeq and is a predicted model, not a curated record. The coding region runs from base 1037 to 3409 and encodes 790 amino acids. Gene Ontology annotation, cellular component: plasma membrane. Gene Ontology annotation, biological process: potassium ion transmembrane transport. NCBI's taxonomy places the organism in Eukaryota, Viridiplantae, Streptophyta, Magnoliopsida, Solanales, Solanaceae. Gene Ontology annotation, molecular function: potassium ion transmembrane transporter activity.